CGCCAGCCAAAUCCACCCCAUCCGCAACCAUACGUUCUGCCGCUCAAGAAAUGCUGGGUCCUUGCGUUACGCAUACACGCAUCCACGCAGGCUGUGUAGUCUGACUUUGGUCCGGACCGAGCUUCGCCCAGGUGGUAGGCAGCUUCGCCCAUAUCUACACUGUCCUCAUAAGGGGGUUAAUAAAGCAACUUGAAAAAUACACGCACGCAUGCACGCAUACGCGCAUGCACGCAUUGAUUGUGACUGCGUUUCAAAGCACUCUUCCCAUUCGCAGCCAUUUUCUUUAUCCUUUGCAAUGCAGCCCGUCUCGGCCAAUGUCUCUGCCGCCACCAUCGACGGCGUGCACACCGAUGUUGCGGUCCUCGGAUUUUCCAACUGCGUCGUAGCCCUUGUCACCCAGCUCGCCUCUGUGGGCAGCCUCAUCCAGGCCGUCGUCGCUAGCAACGCCGCGGCCGCGAACAGCGACCCCUUCGCCGACGCCGACGCCGAGCGCCUGGCCACCAGCCCAGACAUCCCUGUUGACGUAAAGUUUUUGCUGGGAAAUCCCAGCGCCUCGCCGGCGUCGUCGCUCUACCAAAUCCUGGCCAUCCACGCCUCGCAGCUCAAGCACAGCCAAAACCCUGGCGACUCGCGGCCCCUGCUGCUCGGAGUGGCCCUGCGCCUUCCGCGCGAGCUGAGUCUCCCGCUGCACGCUGCUGACAACGGCUCGGCAUCAGCAGACAUGCGCGCAUACAUGCCCCUGAUUGACGCAGUCGCUACGCUGGUCGGCGAAUGCCGCGUAUGGUGAGGCAUCUCUUUCGCUGGUUUUUUUUAUUCUCGCAAAAUG
Molecule: messenger RNA, 826 nt
Organism: Kickxella alabastrina
Lineage: Eukaryota; Fungi; Kickxellomycota; Kickxellomycetes; Kickxellales; Kickxellaceae
Exons: 1
Coding region: 209-787 (192 amino acids)
Source: RefSeq, a predicted model, not a curated record